ACCAAUGGGCGGCCUCCCCGCCCCGCCCUCCCCGCGGCGCCGACCAAUGGGAGAGCGAGGCGGCGGCGUUUGAAAGCGCCGCGCGGGGGGGGGGGGCUCCAACGGCCGGUGAGGGAGGGCACGGCGGGGCUGUCAUGGCGCACAAACAGAUCUACUACUCGGACAAGUACGACGACGAGGAGUUUGAGUACCGGCACGUGAUGCUGCCCAAGGACAUCGCCAAGCUGGUGCCCAAGACCCACCUGCUGUCGGAGUCGGAGUGGCGGAACCUGGGCGUGCAGCAGAGCCAGGGCUGGGUGCACUACAUGAUCCACGAGCCAGGUGAGCCCCGCGGGGUUGCGGGCGGCGCCGCGGCGGCCCGGCCUGACCCCCUCUCUCGCCCCGCAGAGCCCCACAUCCUGCUCUUCCGACGGCCGCUGCCCAAGAAGCCGGAAAAGUGAGUGGCCCCUGCCCCGCCGAAGCUCUCAGUCGUUCCACGCUGAGAAAACACCUUCCUCCUCUCCUCGGCAUUUCCCGGGGGCUUCACCCCCUGACCCUCGGCGCUGCCCGGGCGGCGUUUUGUCGGCUCGGCCCCGCUUCUCGCGGGCCCUUCCCGCGGCGAUGCCUCCGAAGCUUCAAUAAAGUGAUGUUUGGGAGCUGUCUGUCUGCA
Messenger RNA from Passer domesticus (house sparrow), 649 nucleotides. It is a transcript of the gene CKS1B, whose product is annotated as CDC28 protein kinase regulatory subunit 1B. Gene Ontology annotation, cellular component: SCF ubiquitin ligase complex; cyclin-dependent protein kinase holoenzyme complex. The coding region runs from base 135 to 440 and encodes 101 amino acids. The transcript has 2 exons. Gene Ontology annotation, biological process: regulation of mitotic cell cycle. Gene Ontology annotation, molecular function: ubiquitin binding; histone binding; protein kinase binding. Lineage: Eukaryota; Metazoa; Chordata; Aves; Passeriformes; Passeridae. The record is from RefSeq and is a predicted model, not a curated record.